This is a messenger RNA of Xiphias gladius (swordfish), 2930 nucleotides long. Its product is annotated as E3 ubiquitin-protein ligase TRIM21-like. Bases 458 to 2107 code for a protein of 549 amino acids. Lineage: Eukaryota; Metazoa; Chordata; Actinopteri; Istiophoriformes; Xiphiidae. The record is from RefSeq and is a predicted model, not a curated record. The transcript is spliced from 2 exons. Gene Ontology annotation, molecular function: protein binding; zinc ion binding.
UUGAAUACCGUAACUACCAGAUAACAGUGGUUAUGUUCAUGAUGGACACAAUGAGUGACUUAGUCCAGCACUGAGUCCUCAAGCUCCUUCCUAGAAGACUGAAAAUGUGUCAGCGACUAAAACAGAUGCUGUAACGUGAAUGAAAAGAUAUUUUGACAUGAAGGAAACUACUCUGGUGUACAGUUUCACAGGAGUUAAAUCCUGAGCGGAAGAAGAAACUGUUUGUGGAAGCGUUUUAUUUUGAAACUGGACUCAAGUCAGACGUGUUUCCCCUCUGGAUCCAGCAGAGUCCAGCAUAACAGCACAGGUCAGAGAGAGGAGAGUUUGUUGAAGUGAAACCGAAAGUUUUUUCUGAGCGACAGCAGAACUGCAUUUGAGACAAAUCUCUGCGUUUCCGUCAAAAGAAAAAUAAAAUAGAGCUCAUCAGGAUAUUCUCAACAACUGCUCAAAUACUGACAUGUCUGCUGCCAGUAACCUGCAAUCUGAAGAUCAUUUUCUGUGCUCCAUCUGUCUGGAUGUGUUCACUGAUCCCGUCAGUGCACCAUGUGGACACAACUUCUGCAAAAACUGCAUAGACAAACACUGGAAUAUUGAUGGCAGGUGCCGGUGUCCUAUGUGUAAGAAGGUUUACAAAACAAGACCUGAACUUCAAAUCAAUACUUUCAUCUCUGAGAUGGUUGCUCAGUUCAGACAGUCAACUCAACAGAAAGCCAGCAGCAGCAGCAGCAGCAGCUCAGAGCAACAAGCUGCCAAACCAGCAGAAGUUCCCUGUGACAUCUGCACUGGAACCAAACUGAAGGCCCUGAGGUCCUGCCUGGUGUGUCUGACCUCCUACUGUGAGACUCACCUGGAGCCUCAUCUGACGGUGUCAGGCCUGAAAAGACAUCAGCUGAUCCACCCCGUGGAGAACCUGGAAGACAGGAUGUGUACGAAGCACGAUAAACCUCUGGAGCUGUUCUGUAAGACCGACCAGACAUAUGUCUGCUUGAUGUGCUCUGUUUUAGAUCACAAGACACAUGAGUUUGUUCCUCUGGAAGAAGAAUAUGAAGGAAGGAAGGCAGAGCUGGGGAAGACUGAGGCUGAAAUUCAGCAGAUGAUCCGGAAGAGACGACUGAAGAUCCAGGAGAUCAAACACUCAGUGAAGAUCAGUAAAGAUGAUGCAGACAGAGAGAAAGCAGAAGGUGUUCAGGUCUUCACUGCUCUGAAGGAGUCUGUUGACAGAGGCCUGAACGAGCUCAUGAAGGAGAUCGAAGAGAAACAGAAAACGACAGAGAAACAGGCUGAAGUUUUCAUCAGAGAUCUGGAACAGGAAAUCUCUGAGCUGAUGAAGAGAAGCACUGAGGUGGAGCAGCUCUCACGCUCUGAAGACCACCUCCACCUCCUCCAAAACUUCCCAUCCCUGAAAGCUGCUCCACCCACCAAGGACUGGACAGAGGUCAGAGUCCGUCUACCGUCAUAUCGGGGGACUGUGGUGAGAACUGUGGCUCAGCUGGAGAAGACGCUCGGUAAAGAGACGAAGAAGCUGUUUGAGGCUGAGCUGAAGAGGGUCCAGCAGUAUGCAGUGGAUGUGACUCUUGAUCCUGAUACAGCACAUCCUGGUCUCAUCCUUUCUGAUGAUGGGAAAGAAGUAAAUGACGGUGACGUGGAGAAAAAUCUCCCAGACACCCCAGAAAGAUUUUCUUCUCUCUGUGUCUUAGGAAAGCAGAGUUUCUCCUCAGGCAGGUUUUACUACGAGGUUCAGGUUAAAGGAAAGACUGCCUGGACUUUAGGAGUGGCCAGAGAGUCAAUCAACAGGAAGGGAGACAUCACACUGAGCCCUGACGAUGGAUACUGGACUAUAUGGUUGAGAAAUGGUAAUGAGUACGAAGCUAAUACUGACUAUCUAGUCUGUCUCUCUCUGAAGUCUCGGCCUGAGAAGGUGGGGGUGUUUGUGGAUUAUGAGGAAGGUCUGGUCUCCUUUUAUGACGUAGAUACUGCAGCUCUCAUCUACUCCUUUACUGGCUGCUCCUUCACUGAGAGACUCUACCCGUUCUUCUGUCCCUGUAAUAACGAUGGUGGUAAAAACUCCACCCCUCUGAUCAUCUGUCCUGUCAAUCAAACUGCCUGAUCUGUGUUAUGAUGAAGCGUCGCCAACAAUCAAUAUACUUAUUAAAUGAAUCUUUACAUUUAACCUCUAAAGUGUAAAUAUACACCAGCAAAGUAUUUAUACCACAAGUAGUAGGAUGAUAAUAAAUUAGAGACAUGAAAACUAACCAAUCAAUGAAAACCUGAUCAUUGCACAUAUUCAGUGGUAAUGUACAGUGUAAACGUAAAAUAGAGACACUGUGAUCACAGUGGUAUGCGUCAGACCACUAGGCCAUCAGGAUGUGUCUCGUUUAUUUUCAGUGUUAUAUGUAAAGCCUUUUGUGUUGCACAAAUUUAGCUGCCUUGCAGUGGUUGUUAUUUGGAAACUGGGCCAAUUACUGGUAGCAGAGCUGGAAUGAUGAGUCGAUUAAUCGAUUAGUCGAUGGACAGAAAAUUAAUUGGUAACUCUUUUGAUAAUCAAUUCAUUGUUGAAAACAAAUUUUAGUAAAACGGCGAAAAAAAUUCAGCUUCUUCAACGUGAGCAUUUUCUGUUUGUUUUUUUAAUUUUAUGUAAAGAGCAGCCUGUUACCCAUCUCUGAUAGAGGAAAAUAGAAACAGCCCUUGGUUUCUUUUCAGCUCUGUAGCCAGGCUGACAGAGUCAUAGCUCCAUUGAUCCAUGGAGACCUAUAGCUCUCAGUAGAGAUGACUUCAUGAGCUUCUUUAAUGAUAAAAUCCUAACUGGGAGCCCGGCAUUGCCCUGGCCUCCAGCACCAUUAGGAGUCUUGGAGUUCUCUUUACUCAGGAUAUGUUCUUUAACUCCCACAUAAAACAAGGACUGUCUUUUUCACCUACGUAAAAUUGUAAAA